AUGUCAGUGUCCAAGUCAGAGAUGGUGGCGGCUCAGGCCCACGAGGAGCAGUGGAGGCGGAGAGGAGCGAACGGCUUCAGCACAAUGACAAGUGUCAGCGUGGACGUGGAGAACUCGGAACUCUGGGAUUCUGCUGGCGGGACGCAUUCACUGAACGUCGGCUGCGUUCUGGGCACGCUUCCAGGCACUGCCCCCCGGAUCCGACAGGGGACCAGCCCUGUCUUCACGGGGUUGACCAUCCGACGAGGAGACAGGCAGUCGGUCAGCAAGACCAAGAGGAAACCCGUUCAGGACGUCCAUGUGGGUGAGGAAGACGAGGGAGGGGCAGCAUCCGGGAGGCAGCCCCUGCCCAGACAGAAGCUGUCGGGCGAAUACUUCCGGUACAAAGGCAUCCCCUUCCCCGUGGGCAUCUACUCCCCCGAGAGCAUCAGCAUCACGGAGAACGCGGAGGUGCAGGACGACGACAUCUUCAUCGUCACCUACCCCAAGUCAGGCACCAACUGGAUGAUCGAGAUCCUCAGCUUAAUCGUCAAGGACGGGGACCCCUCCUGGAUCCGCUCGGUGCCCAUCUGGAAGCGGGCGCCCUGGUGUGAGACCAUCAUGGGAGCCUUCAGCCUCUCGGACCAGUCCAGCCCCCGCCUCAUGAGCUCCCACCUCCCCAUCCAGCUCUUCACAAAGGCCUUCUUCAACUCCAAGGCCAAGGUCAUCUACAUGGGCCGGAACCCCCGGGACGUGGCCGUGUCGCUCUAUCACUACUCCAAGAUCGCCGGGCAGCUGAAGGACCCCGGCACCCCAGACCAGUUCCUGCAGAACUUCCUCAAAGGCGAAGUGCAGUUCGGCUCCUGGUUCGACCACAUUAAAGGCUGGAUUCGGAUGCAGGGCAAAGAGAACUUCCUGUUUAUCACCUACGAGGAGCUGCAGGAAGAUCUCCCCGGCUCCGUGCAGCGUGUCUGCCAGUUCCUGGGCCGGCAGCUGGGCGAGGAGGCGCUGGGCUCCGUCGUGGCUCACUCGGCCUUCGAUGCCAUGAAGGCCAACACCAUGUCCAACUUCUCGCUGCUGCCCCCCAGCCUGCUGGACCAGCGCCAUGGCGCCUUCCUCCGGAAAGGGGUCUGCGGAGACUGGAAGAACCACUUCACGGUGGCGCAGAGCGAAGCCUUCGACCGCGUCUACCGCGAGCAGAUGCGGGGGAUGCCGACCUUCCCCUGGGACGAGGACCCCGAGGAUGCCAGUCCGGACCCCGAACCCAGCCCCAGCCCAGACCAGGCCUCCGAGCACCCGCACCCGUGACCCCCG
Molecule: messenger RNA, 1293 nt
Organism: Myotis brandtii (Brandt's bat)
Lineage: Eukaryota; Metazoa; Chordata; Mammalia; Chiroptera; Vespertilionidae
Gene: SULT2B1
Product: sulfotransferase family, cytosolic, 2B, member 1
Exons: 9
Coding region: 1-1287 (428 amino acids)
Biological process (GO): sulfation
Cellular component (GO): cytoplasm
Molecular function (GO): sulfotransferase activity
Source: RefSeq, a predicted model, not a curated record